Molecule: messenger RNA, 2360 nt
Organism: Vitrella brassicaformis
Lineage: Eukaryota; Vitrellaceae
Source: the annotation of a GenBank genome assembly
GAGACAGAGAGAGCGAGGAUGGAGAAGGUGCUUGUAUAUGCACCAGUGACGAAGGAUGCGGGCCGCUUCCCGCCGCUGCCGGCGCUGCAGCAGUUCCUCGAGGAGGACGAGGCCUCCUACCGGCAACUUGCCCAGCAGCUGUACCCCAGCGAUAAGGCCGAGAGGGUCGUCGCCCUCCGCAAGGAGAAGAAGGAGGCCGAGAAGGUCACAACGAGUGAAGUCUGAGAGUCUGACUCGGUGUGGGUCUGCGAUUCAUUGUCCUCGUUGUGCUGGUUUAUAUGUUGCAGAAGUGGGAGAGGCUGACGGCGGAGCGGGCCGUGGAGGUGAGACAAGCAAAAUUCGCCAACGAACCGCCUCCCAUCAUCUGUUUCCAUUGCUGUUUUGCAUGGCGUGACACGUGUACAGGAGUACCUCUACUAUCGCAUGGGGCUGACGCUGGAGGCCAAGACGGGCUUUGGGGGCCAGGGGAAGGUGUGGCGGGCGGGAGACUACGCCAUCAAAGUCCUCGCACCGGACUUCUCCACGGGAGGGGUACGCAAACGGGCGACAUACAAAGAGAAAGGAUGCAGGCUUUAAGCCUCUCUCUCUCUGUGUCUAUGGGGCAUGUAUGUCAGGAGUAUGCCCGCCACACCUAUCGCAUAUAUUGCGAGCAAGGACUCCGACACUGUCCGUACCUGCCGCGCUACUACUUCUCCUUCAGCGCUGGCGGACGGACAGUGUACGUCAUGGAGUUCCUGAGGGGUACGGACUUAGACGAACGACUUCAUGAGACACGCAUACACAGCACUCAUCUCAUCCAUCCGUAUCUCUCCUGCACCUGUGUGUCUACAGGGACAACCGUGUGGGAGCUCGCUCGCCAGACGGAGGCCGACGCCAAGUGUAUCAUCCGUGAUACACGUACGUAUGAGUGGAUGGAUGGAGUCCGUCAUUCGCAUGACAUUGUCUGUGUUGGCUGUGUUGGCUGUGUUGGCUGUGUGGUCGGUCUUUGCGCGAAGUGAAGGCGCUCGGUUUCCUCCACCACCGCGGGCUCUCACACGGCGACAUGAAGCCUGACAACGUCAUGGUGCUGAAAGACAGGGCGGUCUUGAUCGACCUGGACCACCUGCGCCAUGACUAUUGCUCGGUAAGGUUACAAUGAGGGAAAGAGGGGUGGAGGGACAUGUGCCGUUCUUGUGUGUGUUUCAAUGGUCUGUCUGCAGGGCUCGGGGGCAGCGGAUGAUCUCCGCAAGACAGGUGGGCUGGGCUGCACCACACAUGAGACACACGAGGACACCUGCAGGCAGGAUGUAUGCCUUUUGCUUUGCCUUCUGUGCGUGUGUAUCGACCAGGGGAGGUGCUGUUGAAGGCGCUGGGGGCCGACCCACAGACCAUCGAGCGCAUCGCCACACUCACGGUACGCACACAGAUAGAUAGAUGAAGACACACGCAUUACACACUUGUCUCUGUCUCUUGUGCCGCUUUGCAGACACCACAGUCUGUGGCGGCCACCCUGGCGUCCUUCAUGCCGUACCAGCCGUCCGGGGAGCUCAUCCACUUCAUUCUCGAGCUUUUCCACGGGGACAGCACAGCGCAAGAGGUGAGCAUUGGGACUACACACAUAAAUGUUUGCCAACACACACCGAAUGCUGCACCUAUGUGUGUAUAUGAUGUAGCUCCUCGGCCUUCCGUGGCUGAUUUCAGCACCCCCCGCUCCCGGCAACAUAUCGCAGCCGCCCCCGCCCCCCAAAGAAACGGCCCCGCCCACCUAUGCGUACUUGCGGCCGCAGUCUCAGAGUGAGUGAUGAAUGGAACACAAUAACGAGGGACCACGGGACCACAGGCAGAGUAUCUUCUCAUUGUGUCUCCUUGUGUCGUUGUGUUGUGUCUCUAUAGCUGCCAUGCCCGCCCCUCCACCGCCCAUGUACAUGUCGCUGCUGCCCCUGCCCCGCCAGCCCAUCCCACCACCUCAGAGUCUGCGCAUGCCGCCCCACCACCCCCCACCGCCUCCUAUGCCCAUCCACCACCCACCGCCUCCUAUGCCCAUGCUGCCAAUGGCCUUCCCCUAUAUGCCGCCCCCGCCUGGCAUGCCUCUCCACGUUCUGCCGCCGCCCAUCCUCGCACGAUGAACUCCUCUGCGUCCGUUCGGUCCGUCAUGUCGCAUCCCUCGGGAGCGCCACGACGGACCGAUACGGAUGCAUAGGGGAGGGAAGGAGCGAUGGCGUGAUGAUGAGGGAAGGCCCAACGAGGACCGCUCACCUACCAGUGCUGGAUCGACAUAUCAAGUUGUUAAGGCUGAGGAGAUCAUACCCGCAUCCCGCAGAGGCGGCACCGACUCCACCGAGAAACAACAAGAAGAUAAGAGCCGAGGGAGGGGCGAGGGG